GUAACAUGUGUGAAAAGUGUGAUUAAAUAAAAGCUCAGAAAUGCAGCUCAAGUUCUACUUAUUAUCGGGUUUAUUUUUGCUGUCCUUUUUGGGUGGCAACAGCGAAAUUUUAGUGCUAAUUUCUUGUCCGACGGCACAGCCACUAGCUGAACAGAAUUGCCGAGCCCUGCGUGAAAAUCUACGACAGCAGCAACUAGCGGCGGCAUUCCCACAGGAUUAUGUCAUCAAAGUGCACAUAAUGUAUGAGCUAUUCAAUUACUGGACAUUGCUGGACGCACUGCCGCACUUGCAAGGCCAGACACGUUUGCUAAACGCGCACACCGAAUGGAUUAUUUGGUGUCAGCAUAACACGCACGUGUCCUCGCUGCGUGUCCUGCUCGAGCAGCUGCAGCAACAAAAUUCCCAGGAGCUUGCCUACUACGGUCAUGCCUUGUACGAUGCUGAGGCCACCAUCGUGCAUCAUUUUGCACACUAUAAGAACCCAACAUGGUUCCCAUAUCCCAUGCUCAGUGCAGGCAUUAUUUUCACGGGUCCUCUGUUGCGCAGUCUGGCCGAGCUUGUUGCCAUAAAUGCGUCAAAGCGGCACAGCGAGUUCGCCAUUGAUGCUGCACAUGAGUUGGCCCGCUACCUUUUCGAUAAUUUAAGCCCCAAUGCGUCGGGAAAACUCAAAGCACCAUAUAAUAGUGUUAACGGCAAAGGUGGCGCAGAGGACGGAACGGAUGGCCAGAUGUUGCAGCACAAAAUAAUUUUGAAAAGUGCAGCCUACAUUUGUCCCAGGGCGAAUGUGUCGCCAAGCUUGUCGUCGCCAUCGUCGGCGUCGUUAUCCCCAAAGACGACCGAUGUGCCAUGUUUGUUGCAUGCAAAGCCGGAGACGAGUCCCACGGUUCUGCCGGCGGAUCUAGUUGCAAAUGGGAGGAAAGUGGUUGAAACAGCGAGCUGUCUACACACAACAAGCUCGCAUAUGUAUUUUGCAAUCAAAACCUGUGCGAAAUUCCAUAAGGAGCGCAUACCAAUCAUCGAACGCACCUGGGCGCCCGAUGCUCGGCAACGGAAAUACUACAGCGAUGUGGCAGAUGCCAGUAUUCCGACAGAGAGCACGGGUAUACCGAAUGUGGAGACGGGACAUUGUGCCAAAACAUUGGCAAUAUUGCAAUUAUCCCUCAAGGAUAUCAGCGAGCAAAUGAAAUGGGCCGAGAGGCAGGGCCAAGGGCGCCAAUCCAUACGAUGGCUGGUAGUCGUUGAUGAUGACACGCUUUUGAGCGUGCCUCGCCUGAGCGCUCUAUUGAGCUGCUACAAUCACUCGGCGCACAUCUAUUUGGGCGAGCGGUAUGGCUAUCGCCUGUAUGCCUCCGAUGGCUUCAACUAUUUGACGGGUGGUGCUGGCAUUGUGUUCAGCCUGCCGCUGGCACGACUCAUCGUGAAACGCUGCAGUUGCCCCACCAUUGCAGCACCAGACGACAUGGUUCUGGGCUAUUGCCUUCAUGCCCUGGGAGUUCCGGCUCUGCACUCGCCGGCAUUCCAUCAGGCACGGCCGCAGGACUAUUCGCCGACGCUGCUGCAGCUCAUACCGCCCAUAUCCUUCCACAAGCUCGAGCACACACAGCCGGUCCACACCUAUCGUCACUGGCUAGGUGGUGCCUAUGACAAUACAAGUCUGGGCCUUACGCCUGGUGCCGCUGCAAGGGCAACCACUUCCAACUAUGACCUAGGACUCCUGAAGAUGCAUGUGGCAUCGGGCUUUGAAGCAGCCUCAAAACAUCUGGAUUUGUAAUUGGACUUGUAAUUGUGAUGGGCGAAUUCGAAUUUUCUAUUCCAAAAGUCUCUUCCAUAGCUGUAAGUUUCUGUUGGCUCUUUCUUGUGGAGUUCUUUUUAUAACAGAUUACAAAUAUAAAGUUAAGUUUCUGUGAAUAAAAUUAAUUUUUGUUGCAA
Molecule: messenger RNA, 1929 nt
Organism: Scaptodrosophila lebanonensis
Lineage: Eukaryota; Metazoa; Arthropoda; Insecta; Diptera; Drosophilidae
Product: beta-1,3-glucosyltransferase
Exons: 6
Coding region: 41-1771 (576 amino acids)
Cellular component (GO): membrane
Molecular function (GO): acetylglucosaminyltransferase activity
Source: RefSeq, a predicted model, not a curated record